Messenger RNA from Purpureocillium takamizusanense, 1359 nucleotides. RefSeq lists its product as uncharacterized. The transcript is spliced from 2 exons. NCBI's taxonomy places the organism in Eukaryota, Fungi, Ascomycota, Sordariomycetes, Hypocreales, Ophiocordycipitaceae. The coding region runs from base 1 to 1359 and encodes 452 amino acids. The record is from RefSeq and is a predicted model, not a curated record.
AUGACACCCCAAGGUGGGGAACAAGUCGAGAUCAAGGUCGAAGACGUAACGGACCCAUCGCAUUCCAUCGGACCACUUCAGAAUCAGCUGGAGCGCAGUUGCCUGGGUCGGGCCGACGAUAAGGCCACGGAAUUUCGAGAACUAUAUCACGAGGUCUUGCGGGUUAGGGAACUGGCACUGUACGUCGUCGGCGGCAAGGGCCGGGAGCAGGCGCAGCGGCUCGCGGCAGUAUUGCUGGGUUCCGACUACCCCCAUGCAAGAGCCGGAAACGCCGAGUCCGCCUCGGGCGUCCCAGGGGAAAGAGAAUGGCCUGACAAGGCACCGAAGAACCCUGCCUCCCUGGAGGAGGAGCUCCGUCGACUUCGUGACCGAUGCCGAGAGACCGUUAUAAUGCAGCACAACAGCUGUGGUCUCCUAGGUCGCCAGAGUUUCAAGGGCGACGCACACCAUGGCGAAGAGGCCGCCGCGGCCCCUCCGUACGUCUUGCCGCCACGGGAUCUUGACGCUCUGUGCGGGCGGCACCGGGGACUGGCGGCCAUUUUGCCCCUACGGAACAGCAGCCCCCCGUUCCAGGCGAAACGUGAGUUCCUGGAAGAAGAGGCAAAGUGGCUGGCCAACGCAAGUAGCGUGGCAAGGCUGUGCAGGAUGGGGACGGUCAUUCUCGACUCCGUCACAUACGGCAUCGGCCCAAGGCUGACCGAGCUGCGGGCGAUCAAGGCCGGCAAAAUGCUUGACAAGUGCAGCUGUGCUGAUGCCCCCAGCCCGUCGCCGGGACACCUCGCAGCACGGGGCGGCGACGAAGGGUGCCUUGCUGCGGUUGACAUGAGCUCUGACAAGGAUGGCGGCCGUGGCAAGGGCAAAAUGUCUACGACGUCGACCACGGGCGAGCUCGUACAGGCGUUCAUCAAGCAGGAGGACAGAGAUAUUCCCGACGAGCACCAUGGAAUCCAGCUUCCUGCAGCCGCCGAGGAUGUGGGCAACGGCGGCAGCGGCAGCAACGGCGGCCCCGGUGCAAACAACGGCGCCGGAGCUGUCUCUGGGUCCCAGACUGCAGGGCGGCGCCGCCGCUCUGGGGCCUCGAGACAGGUCCAUGUGGCGGCUUCCAGCGAGCAAGAUGCAGCGACGUCUCACAAAACCGAUCCGGAAGUGGUGUGCCUCUUCCGGGAAGUGCUCGACACGUUUGUCGACGGUGGGCCCCUUGGCGACAUGAUGCCCCCCUGGGUUCUGCAACGACAAGCGACGGUCGAGACUCUGGACCGGAAGGUGGAUUCAAAGCUCUGGCCAUGGGGCUCAUUUUGGCUCAAAUGCGGGGGAAUCUUCGUGAAUGAGGAAGACUUGUCAUGUAAGGGAAGACGAUGA